CUCGACAACAGCGACAUGCGUGCACCGCUGAGGCGCUUGCCUUUGAACGGUCCACGGGCGUUGGGUCUUCGUCAUUGCUCUACGAGCUCCAAGGCCCCGACGACACCUGCAUCUGAGGCCCAAGCCAACGCAUCCGAACCUCGUCUCCGCUUCGCUCCUUCCCCGACUGGGUUUCUGCACCUCGGCGGUCUCCGCACUGCACUCUUCAACUACCUCCUAGCGCGCAAAUGGGGGGGAAGGCUUCUUCUUCGUAUUGAGGACACAGACCAGUCGCGUUUGGUGCCAGGGGCCGUGGACGCGCUGCGGCGUACCUUCGACUGGGCUGGCAUCGAGUAUGACGAAGGCCCAGGGAUAGGCGGGUACGGUCCAUACGUUCAGAGCGAAAGGCUGGAUCUGUACCGUGAGGCUGCAGAGAAGCUCAUUGAGACGGACAACGCCUACGAGUGCUUUUGCACGCCGGAUGAGCUUGCAGCUAUCCGCGUUUCGUUGGCGAAGAAGGGACGCCUGGGAUAUGACGGGAGGUGUCGGCAUCUUUCCCGAGACGAUGUACGGACACGGAAAGAGGCAGGGCAUCCGUACACGAUUCGUUUCAAGUCCAAGCAGGAGAAAGAGACGCUCCCUGACGAUCUCGUGUUUGGCGCCGCGCAGCCGAACGUCACGGGCACAGGUGCUGACGACUUCAUCAUGAUGAAGACCGACGGGUGGCCGACAUAUCACCUUGCCAGUGUGGUGGACGACCACGCCAUGCGGAUCUCGCACGUGCUGCGAGGGGAGGAGUGGCUGCCAAGCGUGACCAAGCAUCACCAGCUGUACCGCGCAUUUGGAUGGUCGCCACCCGCGUUCGCGCAUCUCCCGCUACUGGUGAAUGCGGAUGGCACGAAACUGUCCAAACGCACCGGCGACGUCCAUGUAGAGCGGUACGCGGAAAGGGGAUACGAGCCAGAAGCGAUGCUGAAUUUCCUCGCAUUGCUGGGGUGGGACUACCAUUCAGCCAAGCGGGAAGGGGCUAUGAAGGAGCUCGAGGAAGUGUUUUCACUUACUGAGCUAGUCGACGCGUUCGACGUGGGAGGUAUCACGCACCGCCGCGCCGCUGUGUCUCUGUCCAAGCUCGACUACAUCAACCGCAUGACUCUGCGGCGGAAGGCUACCUCGCCAGCUCCGAAGGAGGAGGGACGGGCCUCGCUUGUGGCGCGCUUCCACGCUGACUUGCGGGCCGAGCCAACUCUUGCCGCGUCUCCCCUCGUUGAGGACACAGAAUACGUUGGCCGUGUCUUCGACAUGGAGCUCGAGCGUGUCACGAGGCUCAACGAGAUGCCGGACGCCGCCGCGGUUUACUUCCUUGACCCGGACUACGCUGCAGAGGGGCCACGGGCGAUGAAGGCGAAGCUGAAGCAGGACGCUUACACCGACUCCGUGUCGACCGUCAUCGAGCAGCUGGAGGGCAGAGGCGAGCUCACAACUCAGGGCGCAUGGGACGCGAUCCACGCCACGUUUAACAAACUGGCGUACAAGAAGAAGGAGAUCACCAUGAGCCUGCGGCACGCGCUCACCGGCCGUCCACAAGGUCCGACCGUUGCGGAGAUCAUGUCGGUGCUGGGGCGGGAACGGUCACUCGCGCGCCUCCGCACGGCCCUGGCAGAGUAGAUAAUCAUACAUACAUCAUGCACACCAAUUUCCUCUCG
Cutaneotrichosporon oleaginosum is the source of this 1682-nucleotide messenger RNA. RefSeq lists its product as uncharacterized. The record is from RefSeq and is a predicted model, not a curated record. Gene Ontology annotation, biological process: glutamyl-tRNA aminoacylation. Gene Ontology annotation, cellular component: mitochondrion. Gene Ontology annotation, molecular function: tRNA binding; ATP binding; zinc ion binding. NCBI's taxonomy places the organism in Eukaryota, Fungi, Basidiomycota, Tremellomycetes, Trichosporonales, Trichosporonaceae.